Molecule: messenger RNA, 861 nt
Organism: Kickxella alabastrina
Lineage: Eukaryota; Fungi; Kickxellomycota; Kickxellomycetes; Kickxellales; Kickxellaceae
Product: galactose-binding domain-like protein
Exons: 2
Coding region: 1-687 (228 amino acids)
Cellular component (GO): nucleus
Source: RefSeq, a predicted model, not a curated record
AUGAGCAAUAAAUCGCCAAAUCAACACCCUCAUUCCCACGACCACAGCCAUGAUCACGGCCACAGCCACGGCCACGGCCAUGACCACAGCCACGACGCCGAGCCCGACACAGGCAUGGCCGACUCGCUCUUCAGCAAGGUUCUCCUAGAACACGUGCGUUGCCUCAACGAGAGCACACCCGGCGCCAUCCAGCAAGUGUUCAAACCGUGGCACCAGCGGCUAGAUACGCAGCAUUUCGUCGAAAGUUGUGAAGACGACCCCGAGCUCCUAGUGUACGUGCCAUUUUCCGGAAUGAUCAAGCUCAAGUCCAUCAUCCUGUGGGGCGGGUCCAGCGACUCGGCUCCGAGUGAACUGCGCGUAUUCGCGAACCGCGACGACCUGGAUUUCGACAAUGUCAGGGAGGCCACAGCCACGCAGGAGUUUAGCCUGGCGAGGGGCGCGCGGCAGCCCGUCGAGUACUCGGCCAGAACGGCCAAAUUCGGCAGUGUGCGCAGUUUGACGCUGCUUUUUCCGAGGAACUUUUUCGAUGAUGACGAGACUGCUAGCACGGUGUACUUUUUGGCGUUCAGAGGCGAGUGGAUGCAGAUGAAGGACACGCCUGUUGUCGCUGUGUAUGAGCUCAAGCCGAACUUUUCUGACCACAGGACGCCUGCAAACGAGAGCUUGGGCCACAGCUCGAUUUCGUAAGGCUUGGGGAUCAAGAAAGCUCUCCUCUGGCAUACAUGCAUGCUCCCUCUCCUCCCUCCCUGGUUUUUUAUUUAGUGCGUGAGGCCGAUGGCUGCCCACUCUCCCACCCAGCUUUUCUCUUUUUUUUUUCGCUUCGUUUGUUUAUUUUUUACUUUUUAUUUUUCAAAGCCACAU